Carica papaya (papaya) is the source of this 1029-nucleotide messenger RNA. The record is from RefSeq and is a predicted model, not a curated record. Lineage: Eukaryota; Viridiplantae; Streptophyta; Magnoliopsida; Brassicales; Caricaceae.
UGUAAUUAUUACAUAACCUUUUAUCUUCACUCUCUUCUCCUGUUUGCUCCAGCCACCGCCCUUUCUCUUUCUUCCUCCUUUCAACGCGUCGUCUUCUUCCUCUAACAAUCACAGAUUCAGCUCCCAUUUUCUUCAUUUUUCAUCCGUUCAAUUUCUUUCUUCUUGUCUCGGCUCCGUUCUUCCUUCCGAUUCUUCAACGGCGUAGUCGGACGCCUAUAGCCGGUUGCAGGAGAUUCGUGCUGGUCUCUGCUUCUUCUUCUGCUAGUUAAAAAAUGCCUUGAAGAGAUAGAGUGAAAUGUGGCUAGAACCGUGGAUUGCUUUAUGAUUUCUGCAUGAUUUGGAUCAACUACAGAUCUAGCCUUUGUUUUGCAAGAUUUGUAACACUGAGAAAAAAGCUGCUGGGAAGCUACCUCAUUCUCCCUCUCUUCAUGCCUCCAUUUUCCUCUCACUGCCUCCCUCUAAAACCGAGCACAGCUGGCCUCAACACUCUCUUACCCACAGGCCACAAACACUGCAGGAGAGCCACACAUCUGCUUCCUUUGGUCGCAGAUCUGCUUCUUCCCUUAAAUCUGUUUCAGACAUCGCAGAUAUCACAAAACCCCAACGAUCACAAACAUCAAAGGCUCUUUGAUUCUCCAUCCAAGACGUGCUGGUCAUUUGCUAUUUCAUCCAUCACCACCUCAAUUUCACCCUCGUACGUGCAAAUCUCAACAUUUCGGUGCCUGUCUACUACACUGUAUUCCUCUUCUUAUCCUACGCCAGACCCUCUUCCAAUGGGUGGAGAGGACCAGACGCCAUCAUCUUCUCUUUUGCUUGAGAAACAAUUUGAAAGUUUUUGUGCUCAGUUAGAUGAAUCUGGAAGCUUGCGGGAGAGAAUUCGUGGUGUGGCAAUGGAGAUUGAGUCCACAACAAGGCUUAUGCAUGCUGGUCUUCUUCUUGUUCACCAAUCUCGUCCAAUUCCUGGUAAUGAAAUCAGUGCUUCGGCUUUAAUUUUGUCUUAGCUUUUAAUUAUUUUUCCUGAUUUAGCAU